AUGCAAACACAAGUAUAUGAGGGGUUGUGUGAAAAUUAUUUUGCUGAACUACAAAGACAAACUGGAAUCAAACUGCUUCUUUUGGACAUAUUGGCUUUUCUUUCUGUCUUGGUCUUUCUUGUGGAUAUUAUGGCUAAUAACACAACAAGUUUAGAGCUUUCAUGGCCAGAAAACUUUUGGGAUAAUCUUAUAACUGCCUUCACGGUCUCCAUGGCGAUCGGGCUGGUCCUCGGCGGGUUCCUUUGGGCGCUGCUGGUUUGCCUGUCUCGAAGAAAAAGAGCCAGCGCGCCCAUCUCGCAGUGGAGCUCCAGCCGCCGGUCGCGCGCUUCCCACGGCCACGGGCUCAGAACUGGAUUCUACCGCCACAGCGGCUGCGAGCGGCGCAGCAACCUCAGCCUGGCCAGCCUCACGUUCCAGCGCCAGGCUUCCAUGGAGCUAGCCAACUCCUUCCCGAGAAAGUCAAGCUUCAGGGGCUCGACUUUCCACCCGUUUCUGCAGUGUCCCCCGCUCCACGUGGAGACGGACAGUCAGCUGGUGACCCUGCCGGCCCCCAGCUCCUCCGCUCCCGUGGGCACCGCGCACGGCCCGGUCCGGCCCGACCUCCACUGGGCCACUCUGGCCCCUCCGCCCCCGCCGGCCUACGAGUCCAUCAUCAAGGCCUUUCCAGACUGCUGAGCUGGCUGCUCUGUGUUCUCUCUUCUCAUCCUUCAACGAAAGGAAAUCACGAAUAGGCCAAGCAGCGUUUGGGGGGCCUGGACCAAAUAACUAAUAAGUUUGCAAGUUGAAUAUGCACACAAACUGCGCAUUAUAACAUAAGACGCAUUUUAAGCACGUUUUUCUCCAUAUGCCUCCCCAAAAGUAGCAUUUUCCGAAAUUGUUAUGUUAUACCUUUUGUGUUCAAGGUGAGGCUUAUUUAAGACAGUGAUUCUAAUCUAGAAAUCAGCUACAAAGUGAAAAACAUAGGCGUUCUUAAAAUUCCUUGAUUCCACUCAUUUAUAAAUUUGAAUCAAGGAAGCUUAACUGUGUUAAUUUGGUAGGAUUCUGUGACAGUUUUGAUUUUGUUUUUUUUUAGGUUUUUUUUUUUUCCCCAGAGAUUCCUUUUGGCUUUUUCCCCAAAAUAAUUAUUGAUAUCAUUGAAGUAAAAGAUGUGGGUUUUAACACGAGGAUUUAGUGUUUCCUCACCACGGCGCUGAUGUCAUUACAAAAGCAACAACAUCACAUCCACUUCAUUUGAUCUGAACACAAACUUUGGUUUAACAAGAGCUCACAGUUCUCUUAAGAGGCCAAUUUUGCUUUCUUAGCCUUGGAGCUAGCAACAGGGAAAGUAUUUUGUCUAGGGAUCUUCUCAUGUAACUUUACACACAAAUACAGAUGAGUCACACAAAUACAGAUGAGACAGGCUGUUCUGGACACCCAUGUUAAACAAUGAGGAAUUCUCCUGGAUUGACUUAGCUACCAGGCACCUUCCCUUGUUUGCUCUCUGAAUGUUACCUUCAUCUUCUCUGCACAGUCUGUUCAGUGAUCAAAUCAUGCCACAUGGUCCUGGUGCCGAUAGUUAUUUAAGGAGUUCACAGGUGUGCACCAGAUGUCAGGGGCUCAAUGGCUGCCCUUUGUAUUUAAAGACAGGAGUUCACUGGAGUAUUACUCAAAAAUCCUGCAGUUCAUUUUUUGAUAUACCAAAUAAUUAGUUUAUAUUUGUUUGUAUACUUGUCAGAAUUUGGGGAUUUCUGGUGACAAAGACAUACUCUCAGAGUAGUUUUGUGGCUCAGUGGUCUGAACCAUGCUCCAGAAUAUACAAUUUUUGAUCAUGAUGCGAUACAUACAUGUACCAUUUCCCCUCAAUGAAUGUAUUUAUUAUAUAUUGCAAUCAUAUACUAAUAAAAUACAAAAUUUUUUACAUGAGAUUCUAUAUAGCAUUUUCAUUAUUAAUGUUAUAUAUCUUAUGCUAUACUGAGAAAUUAUUCUUUAUAAUGUGAAUAAAAAGCUCUCUAAGUACAUGAGAAAGGAAGGAAAGAAAGAUGGAAGGAGAAAAGACAAAAGGAAGAAAACCAAAAGAAAAGCUAACAGAACAAUUGACUUAAUGUAGUUUGGUUUUUAAAUAGGGAAAUUUAGAAAUUGUAAUAUGGUCAAGUAAGAUUUCAAGAGAGCUUUAACUUAACAACAAGGCUGUUUUUAACUUGCAUGUCAUUAUUAAUGUUUAACAAGAAAUAUGCAAAUUAUUUUUUUUCUAGAAUUUGUAAUGGCAGUAAAAAUUGUUUCAUGUUUUUAAAAUGAGACCAGAACCUCUUGGGUGUGCUUAACUAUCUGUCAGAAUUAUUGCCUACUGCCUAGCACUACUUGUAAAACAAAGUGAGUAUCUUAUAAAUAUUGUGCAGUUUAUGAAAUAUGAAAUUAGAGCAAAAUAUUUAGUUGUAUUUGUUUUAUUUGAAAUGUUUUAUUAUUAAAUUAAUGUCAAUUUUGAUUCCCUUUAUUGAAUAAUGAAAACACUUCUAAAAAGCUAAAGAAAAGAAGUUGUAAAACUAAUACAUGAGUAAGAAAGACAAUUCAGAUAAAAAAACAUUGUACUAAGGUGUUUUGAACAUAUUAAAAUUCAUUGGAAAUAAAAGUCUGCUCAUUCUUUGAAAAUGAGUGGCCUGAGAAACCA
Molecule: messenger RNA, 2644 nt
Organism: Chinchilla lanigera (long-tailed chinchilla)
Lineage: Eukaryota; Metazoa; Chordata; Mammalia; Rodentia; Chinchillidae
Gene: Myct1
Product: myc target 1
Exons: 2
Coding region: 1-675 (224 amino acids)
Cellular component (GO): nucleoplasm
Source: RefSeq, a predicted model, not a curated record